UCCCAAGAAUUUCAAAAAUUACAACCCCUGUUUACGAUUUCGUAUUUAAUCUUAAAGCAAUUUUCCCUUCUAAACACAGAGAAUGAAGCAAAAGGUUGUUAUUAGGUUAUCCAUGAAUGGAAAUGAUCAGAAAUCGCGGUCCAAGGCCUUCAAAAUUGCCGUUUCUCAGCCAGGUGUAGAAUCAGCAGCUAUACAAGGGGGAGAAAAGAAUCAGUUAGAAGUGGAGGGAGAGCAGAUUGAUGCAGUGACCCUAACCAAAUUGCUUAGAAAGAAAUUGAAGCAAGCAGAGCUGUUGAGUGUUGGCCCUGUUGAGAAGAAAGAUGGUGACAAAAAAGAGGGUCCAAAAAUGGAAGUUGCCAUGACACAGUGGCCAUCCUAUAACUACCCUUAUUACGUUGUUCCUCAAUUUUCAGUUUAUGAAGUUAGAGAUUCAUAUCAACCAUGCUGCUCCAUUAUGUGAAUCAAUAGCGUAUAUAGGAUUUUACGUAAGUAGUGUCAGCUUGUUGUUGUAAAUCAAUUAGUACUAUAAUCAAUUAGUACUGCUAUAUAGAUUUGGGGUUGAGGCUAUGAGGUUGUAAACAACCUUUACUUUUUUUUAAAAAAAAUCCUAAAUCAAUUUUUAGUUUACAUUUUCUUUAACCAGUGUCAGUCUAGUGUGGUUGUAUUUGUUCUUAGAAAAUAUUAGAUAUAAUAGGAGAAAGGUGAUACUUAAUUCGAACUUGUGAAACUGCAGUUAAAACUGU
This is a messenger RNA of Nicotiana tabacum (common tobacco), 743 nucleotides long. Its product is annotated as heavy metal-associated isoprenylated plant protein 16-like. Lineage: Eukaryota; Viridiplantae; Streptophyta; Magnoliopsida; Solanales; Solanaceae. Gene Ontology annotation, molecular function: metal ion binding. The record is from RefSeq and is a predicted model, not a curated record.